AUGGCGCGGGCGGAGCCGCCCCCGCCCACAGGCGGUCCCGGCAGAGCGGCCGCCUCCCUGCGCGCCGCUGGGUGGAGCCGUGUCCCGGCCGGAGCGGGCGGGAACGGCGUCGGAGAUGGUGAAUGUGGUAACAUGCCAAGGCAGAAGGAUGACUGCAGCCACAGAAAGAGGGGGUUCGCACCGAGCCCGGCCAGCCCGGAGCCGCCCCGCCCGCGCUGCGCCCUCAGCCCCGGCUCUGCCGGGCUCGUCCCCGCCAAGGCCGGCCCGAGCCGGGGCGCGCUGGGCGCGCGGGCCCGAGCACAGCGCCCCCUCAGGCCGCUCGCCGCAGACGAAGCCGCAGCCGCGGCCGUUGCGCUGCGGGCGUUGUGGCCACAGUCGGCGAUCGACGCAAUGGCGGAGCUGCCGCUGCCCGCUGGGCUCAGCUCCAGCACCUUCCCCGCCAAGCUGUGGCGCCUGGUGAACAGCCCCCGCGUCCGCUCCGUGCGCUGGGACAGCCGAGCCCAGGGACUGCUCAUCGACCGCUCCCUCUUCGAGCAGGAGCUGCUCAACUCGGGCGACGCCCACGGGGCGGGCACUGAGGGGGCGGUACCAGCCCCCGACUCCUUUCAGGCCACGCACUUCGGCAGCUUCGUGCGGCAGCUCAACCUCUAUGGCUUCCGCAAAGUGCCGGGCUGGGUUGGCUCAGAUGAGCCGGGCGAUGCCGGGGGCUGGCUCCACUUCAGGAACCCCAACUUUCGUCGCGACCGCCCCGACCUCCUGCUCCGCAUCAAGCGCCUGACCAGGGCCAACAGGCAGCGGCUGGCAGCGGGGCUGGAGGUGCGCAGCCGCCAGCCCAGCCGCUUCCAGCAGCUCCACACGGAGCGGGCGGUGCCCUCCUUCCCCGCCGGGCAGCCGCCCAGAGCCGUGCUCUCAUACCAAGACCUCGCUGCUGCCUCAUCUGAGGGUUUAGAGCUGCUUCCAGGCCCUUCCAGGCUAAGUGCAGGUGCUCAGAAGGCUGAUGUUUUCCUAAGAUCACCCAAGAAAGUCUUUGCCACAUCUGGACUUCUUGGGAUUUCAUCGCAGCAACCAGGCACAGGCAAAUUUCAAUUUAGCCAUGAGCUCAUCAUUCCACUGGUUCCCAUGGAGCUUAAAUGCCAACCUGAGCUCAUCAUUCCGCUGGUUCCUGUAGACCAUCACAACCCUUCCAUGGCCUCUCCAGAGAGGAGCAGCUGCACAUCUUCAGAGCAGCAGUUGCCAGCCUGCAGCCCAUCAGCCAUCCCAGACACUUCAGCCCCCAGCACUCCAGCUGGCAGUGCAGGCUGUGCAGCAUGGACAGCCCCCAGCUGGCUAUGGAAUACUCCUGGGGAAGAGGAAUUGCCACCACCGGAUCUGGACAUGGUGCUUGAGACGCUGGAGGAGAUGUUUUCUCCCUCUGCUCAGGGGAAAAUUAAUGUUGCCCCUGAGUCUUCAAGAGGGGAGCCUGUGGACAGAGCUGCAGCAGAGGGAGCUCUGCCUGGCACCAAGAGCUGCGGGAACAAUUCCCAGGAGCCCGAGGAGCUUGAUAUCCACCUGAUCUACCUCGCCAGGAGGGCUGCCCUGCGUGAGAAGAAGAAUCAGAGGGAGAGCCUGUAACCAUCGAGCAGGUGGAAUCUCUCCAUUUAUAUACAGAUUUCUAUAAGUCUAUUUGUAUAUCCCUAUAGUUAUAUUUGUAGAU
Melospiza georgiana is the source of this 1693-nucleotide messenger RNA. Its product is annotated as heat shock factor protein 5-like. Gene Ontology annotation, biological process: regulation of DNA-templated transcription. The transcript has 6 exons. NCBI's taxonomy places the organism in Eukaryota, Metazoa, Chordata, Aves, Passeriformes, Passerellidae. Gene Ontology annotation, molecular function: DNA-binding transcription factor activity; sequence-specific DNA binding. The record is from RefSeq and is a predicted model, not a curated record. Bases 1 to 1611 code for a protein of 536 amino acids.